This is a messenger RNA of Rubroshorea leprosula, 563 nucleotides long. NCBI's taxonomy places the organism in Eukaryota, Viridiplantae, Streptophyta, Magnoliopsida, Malvales, Dipterocarpaceae. The record is from the annotation of a GenBank genome assembly.
CAAGGAGAAGUUGUAAUGGAGGGAACAAGGGAGACUCGUAGUGGAAGAUUAAGGCGCAGCAGCAAGCUUAAGAGGACUCUGAGGAGGAUGAAAGCCAAAGCUGCUGCUGCCAAGGCGGAGAUAACCCGCGUGAGAGAGGAAACGGCGGGAAUGGUUGCUGCAAUGGAGGACCUCAAACUCGAGAUCGACCUGUUGAAGCCAGCGCUCGGCCAGCAAUCUGAAGACACGCUUCUUAUCUCAGAAGCAGUGGACGGUGUUACCCAGAUUAUACUUCAGCUUUAAUUAGCUAAGGAUGCAAAAAGACCAGCUAUUUUGCUUUGAUGUUCUGUUGUGUCAGGGAUCUAAUCCUCCUUGAUUAAGUCCUAGGUGUUGUUGUACUUCAGCUUCUUACUAGACUGGAGAAGAGGCCAGAGCCCCCUGUAACCCUGUCUAGGAGAGUGUUUUUUCCAUUUGCUGGUCUUUUUGGUUAGACUGCAGAUUUUGGGUUGUUUUCUCAGUAUAUUAUUGUAAAAUCUGCAUUUCUCAAUAAGAUUCGACACCAAGAUUAAAUCCUUAAAGUUACG